AUUUAAUGACAGCAACGUGAGAGCACUUUCUCCCCAGUCCCAGAAUCAGGAUAUUGUUUAACAAAUAUAUUUUGGUCAUUUUUCGCAACAAAAAUGCUCGUGAUAUACCGGGUCUGUUAUCGUAUUUUCUGAUGAUUCUUAUUUUGUACAUACACAAUCACUACAGCUAUUUGAUUUUCAAGAAAAGCCCGUGGUAUGGUUCCCAAGCUUGUUUCAAUGGCAAAUUUCAGACCUGGCAAACGAGGCUUGGUCUUUUACAGCAUCAGAGCCACCAAUAAAUUUAUACCAGAAAGCGGAAAAGGGGAGCAGAUAUUUGCCAAAUCAGGGGAACCGGCGAAAUUGUUAGGGCUGGAGAUUCCGUGUUCAUGGAAUCAUCUGAAACUGAUAAACAGAUCUAUGUUGCUCGUGUCGAAAGAUUCGAAACUGAUAGCGAAGGCAAGUUUAUGGUUAAAGUGAGAUGGUACUAUAGCCCAGAGCAGGCUGGUGGUAGGAGACAGUUUCAUGGGGCAAAGGAAUUACUUUUGUCAGAUCAAUAUGCCACUCAGAGUGCCAACAAAAUUGAAGGAAAGUGCAAUGUGCACUCGUUCCUGAACUACACCAAGCUAGAAAAUGUAGGUGCUCGGGAUUACUACUGUCGCUUUUGGUACGAAGCUGGUACUAAAGAAAUUACACCCAAUAAAGUUCCAGUGUACUGCAUAUGUGAAACACCUUACAAUCCAGAUGAUUUGAUGUUACAGUGUGAUGACUGCAAAGCCUGGUUCCAUCCUGGCUGUGUGAAAAUGACUAUUGCACAAGCAAAGCAGUUAAGUAGCUAUCAGUGUGAUCAGUGUUCUUCUUAACAAGAUAGGAAGCACUCUCCUGGCCAGGUGCCUGCAAAGUCUGAAGGACAUGAUCGUCACUGGAAGCUGUGGCCUAAGUGGUUGGAAGAAGUGGCUGCUUUCUUCUAUGUUCUGUUUCUUAACUGAAUGGCUGUAAUGUUGAACCAUUUCUAGCUACUUAGGUCGGUGAUUUUCAAAAAUUAUCAAAUUGUAUGUUGUUGAAACCUAGCGAUUGUGAAACUGCUUUAACUUCAGCUGGUGACUGGUGAUGGUAAGCAGUACUCUGUGCGAAGAAAGUGUCGGGAGUUUAAUUGAAAAUCUUUGAACUUGUCUCCAUAU
Daucus carota subsp. sativus is the source of this 1157-nucleotide messenger RNA. Its product is annotated as chromatin remodeling protein EBS-like. Gene Ontology annotation, molecular function: chromatin binding. Bases 366 to 839 code for a protein of 157 amino acids. The transcript has 6 exons. The record is from RefSeq and is a predicted model, not a curated record. Lineage: Eukaryota; Viridiplantae; Streptophyta; Magnoliopsida; Apiales; Apiaceae.